CAAUCGUCAGCCUUACUCGUAUCCUGGAGCUACGCCAAAACCACUCCGUAAUCAUUUUCGGAGCAUCAACCUCAGUAGAGGGAACUGGCAGACAGAGUUAUAUUCUUAUCCUGGUAUGGACCGCUGCCAUUGUCAUUGCUUUCCACCUGAAUUGGCUGUGUUGGCUGGCCACCUGCUGCUUUCUGCUUUUUGCCCCUGCGAUUCCGGAUCGUUGACGUGAAAUUCGUGGAUGCCCCAUGACAUCAACAUGGGUAACCGGGUUCGGCCGGCCUUUCCAGCUCGUGGAUUAUCUGCAUGACACAUCCACCAAAGCAUGUAUCGAUAAAAUAUUUUUGCACUGAUAAAUGGUAGCUUCUGGUCCAAGCAGCUCUAAGCUCUGGCAGCAUUGUUGAAGAUGGUUUGCUGUUGAACAAGGCUUCAUUCCUCCUUUGACUCGAAACAUGGCUUCACUACAGCACCGGCCGAGGCUACCCCUUGGGUCUGUCGUUCGUCAUGUGUCUAAUCCUGUGUCACUCACUCUCCAUCACAUACACACCCCAAAUCGGAGUUUCAGUCUUGCUAAAAGCAAAAACAAUGGAACCCGCAAAGAAAGAGUCGUGAUCCUCGGCUCAGGCUGGGCAGGCUACGGCUUUGCCCGCACGCUCGACCCGGCCAAGUACGAACGAGUCGUCAUCUCACCACGGUCCUACUUCGUCUUCACCCCCUUACUGGCCUCGACCUCGGUUGGCACCCUCGAGUUCCGCUCCAUCCUGGAACCCGUCCGACGUCUAAAAGGCAAUGUAGGCUUCUUCCAGGGAUGGGCCGAUGACAUUGACUUUGAUCGUAAGAUGAUCCGCGUCGAGACCAACGCGGCCGAAGAGGCGGCCAGCAAAACCAUUGUGCCUCCGCCUUCUCCCUCGCCUUCCGAGACACCCGGACUGGAAAAGGAGACAACCAUGGAGAUAGCAGCGACGACAAAGAAACCCAAAGGCGAUCUAAUCAACAUACCCUACGACAAGCUCGUCAUCGCAUGCGGCGCCUACAGCCAGACCUUUGGCAUCGAAGGCGUCCGUGAACACGCCCACUUCCUCCGCGAUAUCGGCGACGCCCGCCGUAUCAGGUUGCGCGUCCUGUCUCUCUUCGAACAAUGCUCGUACCCGCGGGGGUCAGACCACCUCAGCGACGACGACAAGCGCGCCCUGCUGCACUUUGCCAUCGUCGGCGGCGGACCCACGGGCAUCGAGUUCGCCGCCGAGCUGCACGACCUCAUCCACGAGGACCUGGCCCCCUUGUACCCGGACCUGAUCCCCCUCGUGAGCAUCACCGUCUACGACGUCGCCCCCAAGGUCCUCCCCAUGUUCGACCAGGCCCUGGCCCAGUACGCCAUGGACACGUUUGCGCGCCAAAACAUCUCGGUCAAGACCGAGCACCACCUGCAGCGGCUGCGGCUCGCCGACGGCGAGUUCGGCCGCCGCCACGGCGCGCUCAAGAUCAAGAUCAAGGAAUAUGGCGACCAGGAGGUCGGCGCGGGUCUGGUGGUCUGGAGCACGGGGCUGAUGGCCAAUCCACUGAUCGCCAAGCUCACCGCCAAGCGGCUGGCCGCUGACGGGGCGGCGGCGGCGGCAAACAACCCCUUAUCCUCUUCCGGGAAUAGCGACAACGCUGCUUCCCCACCCCGGCACCUGGCCCGCGACGCACGCACGGGGGGGCUAGUCACCGACGCGCACCUGCGGGCGCGGACGCUCGACGAGGCCGGGGGCAACCCUGGGGUGCUGGACGACGUGUACGUGAUUGGCGACUGCGCCGUCAUGGAGAACGAGCCGUCGCUGCCCAAGACGGCGCAGGUGGCCAGCCAGCAGGCGGUGCACCUGGCCAAGAUGCUCAACAAGGGCGGCGCGGCCGCCGUCGCCGACAGGCCGUUCCGCUUCCGCAACUGGGGCACCCUGACCUACCUGGGCAGCUGGAAGGCCAUCCACCAGAGCCAGGCCGACGAGCUGCGCGGGUGGGUCGCCUGGGUCAUCUGGCGGGGGGCCUACCUCACUAAGUCCAUGUCGGUGAGGAACAAGAUUUUGGUGCCCUUUUACUGGAUGGUUUCGUGGCUUUUUGGAAGGGGCAUCAGCCGCUUUUGAGGUUAUCAUUGCCUGGAGGGUGUGGUGUUGCUAGAGCAGGAUAGGACGGUGGUCCUGCUGUAGGUAUGCAUACAGUUGCGAGCCGUGUUUUGUUUCCAACUUUCCAUUACUCUUGGCCUGUAGGUGCUUAUGGAUAGACUUUGAUGGGCGUCAAAAAUCGGUUAGAUAGACUGAUAUCCCUGUAUUUGUAUACUGUAAGAAGAUGUGUAUAUGACUGAAUAGACU
This is a messenger RNA of Canariomyces notabilis, 2333 nucleotides long. RefSeq names its product FAD/NAD(P)-binding domain-containing protein. The record is from RefSeq and is a predicted model, not a curated record. The transcript has 2 exons. Gene Ontology annotation, molecular function: NADH dehydrogenase activity. Lineage: Eukaryota; Fungi; Ascomycota; Sordariomycetes; Sordariales; Chaetomiaceae. The coding region runs from base 441 to 2108 and encodes 555 amino acids.